UAAAAACACCUCGCCGGAAUUUCCUCCCCCGUCGGAAAACCGCGCCCUUUCACCUCUUUGGCGAUUUUCCGAUCAUUUUUGGUCGAUUUUUCACCAACCAACUCCACACCCACCCUUCCCUCCUCAUUUUCGGCCAAUCCCUCGAUUUUUAGGCGAUUUGAACCGUUUUUUAGUCGCCGGAGGCAAUUUCCGGCGAGACUCCGGCGAGGCUCCGACGAGCAUUUUCGGGUCGUUUUUCGGGUUUCCACUGCCUUCCCCUGCCUUCUCCUCAUCAUCCCCUACACCUCUACUUGUGUCUUCAGGUUUGAUUUUGCCCUUUACCUUGUGAAUUGUGGAGAAUUGUGUGUUAGGGUGUAUGUUUAGAUAAUCCCUUUGAAAUGUGUGAAUUGUGUGCAAUUGAUUGAGGGGAAGGCUUGGUUUAUGUGUGGAUUAUGUUGGGCAAUGUUGCUUAUGCUUGAUUGACCCCUUGUGUGCUAUGAAUUUGUCCAUUCUAUGCUUAACUUAAAAGUGCACACAAGGUGUUCGAUGAAAUGCCAGUUUUUCAUACCAUUUUGUGGGAGCCGGUUGGGGCCCUUAAUGAUGUGCUUUGAUGGUGUAUUUGCUAUGGAUGUGAACCUUAAGUUGCCAACUUUAUUGUGGAUGUGCACCCCCCACCCAGAUUGUGCUUGUUUGCUCGAGUUAUUGACCCCCGAACUAUUGAUGAAACUAUGGUUCGGUUGUUUUCUGCUACCAAGUGUGGGGGUGUGAUUAACCUUUUCUAUGGCUCUUUUGUCUCCACUUUGGAUUGUUCUCUUGCAGGACCAUGUCGAAACCCAACCUCAAGCACCCGUUCAUCCAGGAUUUGAAGUGGGGCCCUCACCAAGAUCGCUUUAAGCUCGUCCUGGCCUCUUCGUUUGGGAAGCAUCACUACUGGUCCAGGAGGGAGUUUGAGAAGCUGCAUUUCUACGACCACUUCCUCGCCAUUGCCACCAACCGCCCAUGGCGCCGUCUGCUGUCCAUUCGAGAGAAGGUCUACCACGAGCUGGUGCUCGAGUUCUAUACGACCUUCAACCACAAAGAUACAACAGACUGGGCGGACGGUGAAGCUGUCAAGUUCAGGCUCGGCGGUGAGCCCCGCUCCAUGAGCUACCACGAUUUGGCGAUCGCUCUCGACCUCGGCCUGGAUGAUGACAUGGACUACGUCACCGAGCUCAACAAUCCAAAGGGUGUUAAUUUCAAGGUGCUGUACACCCGCCUAGCUCAGCCUGCCCAGCGUCCCUUCCUUGCGGGGCGGACGAAGGCCAGCACCCUGCAGCUCGAUAACCGCAUUCUCCACGACAUGCUGGCGAAGUCCUACACUCCACCUGGGGACAGUUCCAGCACCCUAACCAGGCGGUCCAUGUACUUCAUCCAGUCCAUCCGCACGGCGAACCAUCCUCUCCACCUGGGUUCUGUGGUGGCCAGGACUCUGGACAAGAGUGCUACACAACUGGUGACCCUCUACUGCACCCCCCUCAUUACCCGCCUGGCCACCUACUUCCAGAUCCCACUACAGGGUUGCACAGAGCAGGGGGGCACUAGUGUCUUCGGCGAAGAAACGAUCCAGCAUAUGCACCUGCUGCGAGUCGAGCGCGGCAUCAAGUGGAUCGAGGGAUUUCCUGUUGCCCCCCGCCCGACCACCUUCGAGUACGGGGGUAGCAGUUCCACUUUUCCAUCCCAAGACUACUUCACUCACCAGUUCCAGCAGCUGAGCCUCCAGAAUCAGCAACUCCUCGACCAUCAUCUCCAGUUCCAGCAGCAGUACUUGGCUCACCAGGCCGAGUAUAAUACCCGGAUGGCUGCAUAUACUGAGCGCCUCGACCGUAUGGAGGCUCAGCAGGGGGUGAUCCUUACUCACAUCGAGAGGGAGAGGGCUCGGUCUCGGCGUAUGCAGGAGGUCCAGCAACACCUGCUCCAGCUGAUACCAGGCGAGCAGCCAGUCUGGACAACUCCCUGGGAGGACUCUCCCCUUCCACCCCCGCCCGCCGGUGAUGAUGCCUUCAUGGACGACAUCGACUUUGACAACCUUAGCGACGAGUAGUCUGUACUCGUCGCCCCUCUGAGUGUGUUUUUGUUUAAGACUUUUCGUGUUUGCUCCAUGUGUGUGCGGAGCUUGAACUGCGUCUGUCGUUUGUUUUUGUUUUUUUUCUUUCUUUUAUGGAUUGUCUAUUUUGUGGCCAUCUGGGCUAACUCUGAUACCUAACGCACAGUGUGCUAGUGUGUUCUUUAUGUUCCCUUCGUGCAGAACUGUUCCGUCGUUCCAUAUGUUUCCCGCCGACUGGUCCCCUUUCCAGUCCUUUUCACUCAGACUGGUCCCCUUCCAGUCUCAUGCGUCCGUGCACACCGGUAACAUCGUUCCUCUUAUCCUUCCCUCUUCUCCAUUGAGGGCAAUGUCGAAAUUAAGUGGGGGGGGGGAUGUUUCUCUUUUGACUGCAUUAGAUCUGUUUGUGUGCUUAGAGCCUAGUCCAUUGUCCAAAUUUCGAUUUGAGGGCUCCAAGUACGUGUCUCCUUGCAAAUUGCCUGCUCAGUAUGCUUUGAAUUGACAGUUUCUAUAGUAAUAUGCAACCUAGGGAGGUAGUGUAGCACUAUGGAGUAUGUUGAAGUAUAAGAUUUUUCCUAUCUAGCUCUCUAUUGUGUCAGUUGAUUUUGUGAAUUAGUGGAGCUAAGACCGUUGAAUUCAUGUGGUAAUGGAGACUCUGUUUAGAUUGUGUUAUGGACUCGCGUAUCGAACAGGGUGCUCAUAUGGGAAAUGAAAAGCAGUUGGUCCUCCAUGUAGAAAUCAUUGAAAUCUUAAACAUGGGGUAGGCCCAACGUGUGUGGCAUCGUUCAUUGCACAAAAAUCGGGUUUUGGAAGAGAUUUUAGUGAUCCUUAGUGGGGUACUCCUACAAGAUGAAGCUAAACUAUCUCUAGUACAAGUAAAAUUUUCACCCGUUGAACGGUUUGCCUACUUGAGGAUGUGUUUUUAAGGGCACGGAUAGAGCUUCCGACCCCCCCUUAAUUUCAUUGACCCUCCACACGAGUUGAUGAAAAUGAGUAAAAAGAAAUACUUUGGCGAGUGCCAGAUGUACAGAAAUUGAUCUUGCUCGACUAAUAAGGGUCGGCCGUGCAAAAGACUGCAGUUGUAACCCCCGCCAAAUGAAAAAAAAAAGAGAGAAAGAAAUGUAAAUGAAAGUGAAAAAAGGGG
Linum trigynum is the source of this 3203-nucleotide messenger RNA. Lineage: Eukaryota; Viridiplantae; Streptophyta; Magnoliopsida; Malpighiales; Linaceae. The record is from the annotation of a GenBank genome assembly.